Morone saxatilis (striped sea-bass) is the source of this 652-nucleotide messenger RNA. Its product is annotated as heat shock protein 30-like. Bases 56 to 457 code for a protein of 133 amino acids. Lineage: Eukaryota; Metazoa; Chordata; Actinopteri; Moronidae. Gene Ontology annotation, biological process: protein refolding; response to heat. The record is from RefSeq and is a predicted model, not a curated record. Gene Ontology annotation, molecular function: protein folding chaperone. The transcript has a single exon.
GUUAACAGCGGUUCAUCUCACAACAAGAGGACUCAACACUAAACACACAGUGAAGAUGCUGUGCUCUCAUGGAUUCCAGUCUGCCUUCAGUCCAUUCAUGGGAUUGUACUGGCCUGUGCGCAGUGUGUGGCCAGGGGUUAAACCUCUUUUCCACCAGCAGGAUCUACUGCAGAGAAACCUACAGGAGCUCCGCAGCAGUCUGGAGCUGAUGGACAAACUUCAACACAAGAUCCUGGAGGAGACGGAGCCUUUCCAAUCCAGCGUGGCCGUGCAACCGCUUUCCUACCAGCUGGAGAAAGAGGGAGAGGACUUUGGCCUGACCCUGGACACCCAAGGCUUUUCCCCAGAGGAGCUGUCUGUCAGGCAGGUGGGCAGAAAGCUGAGAGUCAGCGGAAAGACAGAGAAGAAGCAGGAGGAUGAGAAAGGCUGCUACUCUUCAGUUCAGACGGGAGUUUGAUCUGCCUGAAGGACUGAACCCUGAAGACGUCACCUGCUACCUGGCUCCAGACGGGAAGCUCCACAUCCAGGCGGCCAAAGCUCCACGUGUGGAGGAGGCUGAGAGAGAGCUGACGGUCAAGAGGAGCUUGGAGGAGAAAACACAGCAGAGUGUGUGUUCACAGGCAGAAGGCAGCAGCACAGAGACACACAACAG